AUGACUUCUCUUUCGAUAGCAAUUCUGUCCCUAGAUAAGAGACUCCCCGGCCCUCUUCCACCAGGCCCUCGGCCUAAACCAAUUCUGGGCAACAUUACCGACUUGCCCCCGAAAGGAGAGCGGGAAUGGGUGCAUUGGAUGAAACAUAAAGAGCUCUACGGCCCCAUCAGUUCUCUUCAAGUCUUGGGGCAAACAAUCGUUAUUGCCAAUGCUCUGGAACCGGCAGUGGAUCUAUUGAAUAAACGCUCUGUAAUUCACUCCUCAAGACCAAGAAUGGUCUUUGCGUCGGAGCUGGUGGGGUGGGAGGACGGCAUAAUUUUCCAAGGUUAUACUGAGAGAUUUCGAGCCUAUCGUAAAGCAUUCCAGCCAUCGAUCGGAUCUGAGUCUGCCGCCAUGCAGUUCAACUCCAUUCAAGAGAGAGAAGUACACCGCUUCUUGUUACGAGUACUUCGGGAGCCAAAUGAUUUCCUCCAGCAUAUAAAAACAAAAGCAGGAGCCAUUAUUUUGAAUAUCGCUUAUGGCUAUAACAUUGACCCAUUUGGUUGUGACCAUCUAGUGCAUAUUACUAAUGAGGCGCUCGAUAAUUUCGUUCAAGCUGCAGCCCCUGGAGUUUGGAUGGUAGAUAUCAUCCCUGCGUUGAAACAUAUCCCGGCAUGGCUACCGGGGGCAGGCUUCCAGCGCAUAGCCCAGGCAUGGAGAGAACAAAGGACAGGCAUAGCAGAUAGACCCUACGCAUUCGUCAAGGCACGGAUGGCCAGUGGCAAGUAUAAACCAUCGUACUUGUCCAAUAUUUUCGAAACACAGGGAGUUCCUAAGCCUGGGUCGGAAGAAGAACUUAUCGCAAAAUGGUCUGCUGCUUCACUCUACACUGGAGGGGCCGAUACGACUGUCUCAUCUGUUACAUGUUUCUUCCUUGCUAUGGCCUUAUAUCCAGAUGUCCAGCGUAGAGCACAAGAUGAAAUUGAUCGAGUUCUGGGGCCUGGACGGCUACCGAAAGUGGCGGACCGCUCUCGUCUUCCCUAUAUCAAUGCCGUCGUUAAAGAGGUGUUGCGCUGGCACCCUGUUGGGCCUAUGGGAGUACCUCAUAUGUCAACUGAGGAUGAUGUUUGGGGAGAUUACUUCAUUCCUAAGGGCUCUAUCAUAAUGCCCAAUAUUUGGGCUAUGAUGCACGACCCAAAGAUCUUCUCUGACCCGAUGACUUUUAACCCCGAGAGGUUCCUCGGAAAAGAGGGACAUAUUCCAGAAAUGGACCCACACUCCAUCGCCUUUGGGUUCGGCCGCCGCAUAUGUCCCGGUCGCUUCUUAGCGGACAACACGGUCUAUCUGAGCGUAGCACAGACCCUCGCGGUUUUCAAUAUCAGCCACGCUGUACAAGAUGGAAUUGCUAUCACAGAGAGUCCAAAAUUCGAGCCGGGUGUUAUUAGCCAUCCAGCUCCAUUCCAAUGUUCAAUCACAGUUCGGGGCCCAUCUCAGGAGGCAAUUAUCUUAUCUGUUGAGCAAGAGCACCCAUGGGAGCCGAGUGAUGCAUCCGAGCUCAAGAAUGUUGCGUAUACAACGGACAUCGCUGUAUGA
Molecule: messenger RNA, 1572 nt
Organism: Penicillium brasilianum
Lineage: Eukaryota; Fungi; Ascomycota; Eurotiomycetes; Eurotiales; Aspergillaceae
Source: the annotation of a GenBank genome assembly